Plasmodium gallinaceum is the source of this 9132-nucleotide messenger RNA. Its product is annotated as regulator of chromosome condensation, putative. Lineage: Eukaryota; Apicomplexa; Aconoidasida; Haemosporida; Plasmodiidae. The record is from RefSeq and is a predicted model, not a curated record. The transcript has a single exon. The coding region runs from base 1 to 9132 and encodes 3043 amino acids.
AUGAUGUCUAAUGAAAAAUGUGGUAGCAAAAUUCACGUGUUUGUCAUAAAGAAUAUUGUGGGUAUUGAAAAAGAGAAAAAAGGCUUAGAUGAAGAAGAAAAAAAAAAGGAAAUAGGGGAUUUAAUCGAAGUAAAUAACAAUGAAGAUACAAAAGACAAUAUAAUAAAUAUGAAUGAAAAAAAUACAAAUAGAAAAAAUGAAAAAAAAGAGGAAAUUAUAACACAUAAAAUAUAUUACCCCCAAGUAAAAAUAGUGAAAGUUAGCUGUGGAAAAUCAAUAAUUGGUUUUUUAUCAAUUGUUGGAAAAAUAUAUUGUUGGCAUUUAAAUAAUUUUAAUGAUUUUGAUAAAAAUGUACCUUAUUUAUUAGUAGAUAGUAUACUAAAAAAUAAAACUAUACAUGAUGUAAGUAGUGGGCAUCAUCAUAUUGCAUUUUUAUCAAAAGAUGGGGAAUUAUUUACUUAUGGAGAUAAUACAUACGGUCAAUUAGGUAAUAAUAGCAUAAAUGAAAAUGAUUAUUUAGAAGAAAUUGAUAACGAUAAAUUUAACAGUGCAAAUAACUGUAAAAUAAAGAAUCAAAAAAAGUAUAAAGUAUAUAAAGUGGAUGUACAAAAUAAUAUUGUUAAAUGUGUUUAUUCUUCUGAAAAAUAUACAUUAUAUUUAACUAUCGAUGGUUUAUUGUAUGGUUUUGGUUUAAUAAAUGAAUAUUUUAUUAAAGGAAAAAUGAAUAGAAAUAAAAUAAAUAAAGUUUUAACAAAACCACAUCAUAUAUAUACAAAUGAUAUAGCUUUUAAAAAAAUUUCUAUUGGCAUAAAUUUCAUUCUGGCUAUAAAUUUUAAUAAUUUUAUAUAUUCGUGGGGACAAAAUACUAAUGGAGUUUUAGGUCAUAGUAAUUGUAUAGAUUCAUAUGAACCUAAAAAAAUUGAAAAUUUGAAGAAUGUAAUAUUUAUUAGUGCUGGUAAAAUAAGUUUAUGUAAAACAAUGGAAGAAGAAUUAUAUAUAUGGGGAGGUAAUUAUGGAAAUAAACCUAAUUUAAUUAAAAACAAAUUUGAUGAUAUGCACAUUAAUAAUAAUUUUAUCAUUGGAUUAUGUGGAAAAAAAAAUUUAUGGGUUAAAAAUAUUGAUAAUUUAUCUCACGGUUAUUAUAUCAACAAUUUAAAAAUAAACUUGUUGUGCUCAUAUGAUAAUUUAAUUAUAGGUGUAGAAAACUAUGAAGAAGAAAAUGAUUUAAAUGAAAAGAAAAAUGUUAGACAGUUUGAGUGUAAAAACAAUUUCAAUAAUUUAAAUACAUCUGUAGAUAUUACAGAAAAUGGGGUAAACUUAAGAAAUAAUCCAAUAGAUAUUGUAAAUAAUUAUAUAUUGUUAUCCGAUGAAAGUAAAAAAUAUACUAAUGAUAUCACUAAUAAUAACAAUAAAAAUAUUAAUAAUAAUGAUAUUAAUGAUAAUAAUAUUAAUAAUACCAAUAUCAGUAAUAAUAAUAAUAUCAAUUUCAACAAUAAUGAUAAUAGUACUAUUAAUUCAUCAAAAAAUAAGAAAGUAUUGAGUCGUAAUUUGCAUAAAAACGAAAGUAAACAAAAUAACUUUAAAGAUUCUAAUAAUACAGAUAAUUUUAAUUGUAUAAAAGAUAAUAUUGUUGUAAAUAAAACUAAUAAUUAUGAAUAUAAUAAUGAAUGUGAUAAUACAAUUGAUAAUGAAAAGAAAGAAUUUAAUAAAAAUAAUGAAAAUAUCCAUAAUAUUGAAAAUAAUUGCGAUGAUGUAUAUAAAGGAGCAUGUUGUUUUAAAGAAAUAGAUUUUUCUAAUGGAAACAAAAACUCCACUUUACUAUCAAAUAAUAAUGAACAAGAUAAAAAAAAUACGAAAAGAGCUAUAUCAAAUGAGGAUUUUAAUGAAGAUUCAAAGAAUAUAUUAAUGAAAAAGGAAUUAAAUAUAAAUAGAGAAUUGAAUAUUCAGAAUGUUUCCUUAGAGAAUAACAGUAUCAUUAAUGAAGAAAAUAAAAAUGAUUAUAUAAAAGAAAUGGGGAAAAGUGUUACUAAUUUAAAUUAUGUUAACAACAUUCACAGAAAUAAUAACAACAAAAAUGAUUUGAGUAAUUCUUCCUUAGAAUGUAUAGAUGACAAAGAAUAUAACACAUAUUAUGAUAUUCCAUGCAAAGAAAAUAAAAUAAUCGAAUGUAAAAAUAAUGAAAACAAGAAUUUGUACACAAAUUGUUAUUAUGAAUUGAAUGAAGAUAAAAAUAAAAAGGAAAAUGAAUGUAAUUAUAUAAAAAGUGAUGAAUCAAAUAUAAAAAACAACUAUUAUAAUGAAAUAGAAACAAAUGAUAACUAUAUGGAAAACAAGGAAGAUUAUAUAAAAGGUAAUUAUGAGAGAAAUCAUGAGUUAGAAAUGGAAAAUGAAUGUUAUGAUGAAGAUUAUGAAGAUAAUAAUUUUUAUGAUGAAGAUGAUUCUAAUAGUAUAAGUCAUAGAAAUAUAAUAAUUAUUAAUAAUAAAGUAACUGAAAAAUAUCAGUUUAAUUUAAAAUCAUCUUUAAAAAAAUAUCCAAGUAGUGAAAGAAUAAAAAAAACUGUAUCUUUUUCAAAUUAUGUAUAUGAUUUAGCGAAAAAUAAUUAUGAAUUAAUAAAUUUAAAUUCAAAUGAUGAAAUUAGUUUAUCAGAAGAAGAAAAAGAAAACAAAAAGUUUUCUUAUGAUGAUAAUAUAAAUAAAUUUUCUACUAAUUAUUGUUAUAACGUUCAUAACAUUAAUGAUGAAGAUAAGACAAUUCCUAAGAUAAAUAAAAAUGAAAGUAAUUUAAAAGAAAAACUAGAAAAUGAAGAAAAAGUAACAUUAAAUGAUUUUCAAAAUAAGUCUCUUAAUGACUCUUCGUUUAAUUAUAAAUUAAAUAGUAGUAUAAAUUCCUGUGAAAAUACUAGAGAGCAUAUACAAAAACAGAAAUUAUGUAGUCAAAAUGUAAAUGUCGUUGAAGAGGAUUCAGUAAACUAUAAGCAUGAUUUAUUAGCUGAUAUACCGACAAAUUCUAAAGAAAAUUAUACUUUACUUAAAGAUGAAAUGGGAGAAGAAUUAAAAGAAAAUGAAAGCAUAGAAACGCAUAGCAUAGUUAACAAUAAUAAUAUUUUAGUAGCAGAUAGUUCAAAUGAGUUUCCUAAUUUCUGUGAUUUAAAAGAUAAUAAUGACAAAGGAACUACGAAUAGAAUAAUUAAUGAAGAAUUAAAAAAUGAAUGUGUAUAUAAUAAUAAAUGGAAAAAUAAAGUGGUUGAUCAUGAAGAAAAAAAUAAUAUUGAAUAUAUAAAAGAAAAUGAUAAUGCAUAUUUAAAUAUAGAGGGAAAACAGAAGGUUAAUAUAAAUUCGGAUAGCAAAACAGUGAAGGUAGACUAUAGUGAUAAUAUACAUCCUGAAAGUUGCAUAACUUCUAAAACAAAAUUCUUAUCAAAAGAAGAUCGAAAAAGUAGUAUAUAUAAUUAUAAGGAUAUUAGUUCAUGUGAAUUUAAUGAAAAGGAUGGUAUAAGCAAGAAUUAUGUAAAUAGUAAUAUAAGCGAUAUUAAAAGUAAUACUAAUAGUAAAAAUAAUAAUGAUAGAUUAUCUGGAGUAAAAUUUUCCUUUAAUUCUUUAUCAUAUCCUUUGAAUAAAAAAGAAAACAUAAACCUUUCAAACAAUAAAAAUGAAAUUAAAUGUAAAAAAGAAGAUUCUAAUUUAAAUAAAAACUCACAUAAAAUGAAAAAGGGACUAUAUAAAUUAAAUUUUUUUUGUAACAAUGAUAAUUCCCAAACUAACGAUUUUGUAUAUAAUUCAAUAAAUUGUGUGAAUAUGGAAGAAAAGGAAGAUAAACAUUUAAAAAAAAAUGAAAACAAAUACGAUGAAAUAAAUAAUAGAAAAAUAUCUAGCGAAGAUGCAAUUAAUAAGAAACUUAGUAAUGAAGGAAUGUAUAAUGAAGAACAAUAUAUUGAAGAACAAUAUACUGAAGAACAAUUUAAUGAAGAACAAUUUAAUGAAGAACAAUAUAAUGAAGAACAAUAUAAUGAAGAACAAUAUAAUGAAGAACAAUAUAAUGAAGAACAAUUUAAUGAAAAAAAUAUUGAAAACGAUUUUAAUGAUGUACAUUUAGAAAAUAAAUAUGAUCAAGUAUUAAUUGAUAAAAAUAUGUAUAGUGAGGAUGCUAACGAUGAGAUAAAACAUGUUGAAGGGAAAAAUAAAAUGAAGAAUAAUAUAAAAAGAAAGUCUAAUAAUAUAUUAACAAAUAAAGUAAAUACGACAAAAAUAAGCAAAUUAAAAUCUAAGAUGAUAAAUUUAACGCAUAAUGUAAAUAAUAAUAGUAACAAUAAAUAUAUGUCUUAUGAAAAUAAUAACAUGAAACUUGUUAAGAAUAAUAAAAAAGAUUUAAAGGAAUGUAAGGACAUGAAUAAAAAUGAUUACUUUGAAUAUAUACUUCUAAAAAAAUUAAGAAGAAAUUUAAAAAAAAAUAAAGAAUGUAAUUAUUAUGAAAUGAGGAAAAUAAAAAAUGUUUUAGGUUUCUUUAAAAAUAAUGAAGUAAUAAAUAUGACUAAAAAUUUAAAAUUGAAAUCGACUAUAAAUAAAAAAAUGAAAAGUAAAAUAAAUAAAAUGCAAAAUGUUUUAAAAAUUUUAAAAAAAAAUAAGAAUUUUAAAUUAUAUGAACCAGUAGCAAUAACAAAAAAAAGUAAAAGGAAAUAUUUAAAAAAAGAAGCUAUUCACUUGAAUUCUAAAAGUAGACAAAUAAAGGAUGUUAGUGUAAAGAUAAAUAAAUCCAAAUUUAUUUGUAAUGAAGAAAAAAAUAUUAAUAUUACUAAUAAUAGUAAUACUAAUAAUAUGUUAUUACACCAAGAUGAAGAAAUAUAUUAUAAGCAAGAGAACAAUAAAAAAAAAGAUAAAGAUCUCAUUAUUAAUAAAAACGUAUUAAAUAAUACAAAAAAAGUAACAUUAACAUUAAAUCAUAAAAAUGAAAAAAAGAUUAAAGAUCUUCUAACUAUAGAUAGUAAAUUAUCAGAAAAUAAUAACUGUAUUAAUAAACAAAAUAAUUUGAAAAGAAAUUUAAGUGAAGGAAAUAUAACAAAAUUGAAGGCUUCUAAUAUAGGAAAGAAAAGAAGUUUAAGUAAUAAAGAACAUAUAAUAAAUAACAGAAAUAUUACAAAUGAUUCAAAAAAAAAUACCUUUAUAAAAAAUGAUAAAAAAAAAUUGGAGAAAAAAAAAAGUGAUUAUCAAAAUAAACAAAUGUUUAUGUCAUGUUUAAGCUUGAAUACGUUAAAUAAAAGUUACUUAGAUGGUAAUAAUAAAAAUGAAUAUGGUGAAAAAAAGAUUACAUCAAAUAUAAAAAGAAACGUAUCAGCAUGUACUAUAUCAAAUACUAAUACUAAUAAUAAUAAUUAUUACCAUUUAAAUAAUUACUCUAAAUUAAAAGAAAACGAUUAUUUUUCUGAUUCUGAUAAAGUAACAAAUGCUACUAUCCAUUCAAAGGGUAUUUGUAAAUCAAAUAAUAUUAGUAAUUAUGAUUACAAAAACUUAUGUGAUGCAUAUAAUAGUUGUAAUGAUAUAUUGGAGAUGGAGAAGCAAACAUUUAGAAUAAAUUCUUUAUCAUUUCAAGAUAUUAAAAAUUCAAAGAAAGAAGAAUUGAGAGUUCCAUCUAUUUCUGAUAUAACUACGAAGGUGGGGAAAAAUAUAUCUUUUAAAUCAGCUAGUAAUAACUAUAUGCAUACAAAUGACAAUAAUAAUAUUAAGGAAUGUGUAACUGAAAAUAUUUGUAAUGAAGAAAAUGAAAAUAAAAGUAAUCAAAAUUUUCAUUAUAAAUGGGGAAAAGAUACAUCUGAUGCAUAUGGGAAGAAUAUUAAAACUUUUGAUUCUAUUAUAUUAAAAAAUGAUAAUGAUAAUAAUGAUUAUAAUAAUGUAUGGUGUGAUAAGUAUGAUAAAGGAUAUGGUAGUGAAUGUAAUGAUGAAAAAAGUGAAAUGAAUCAUAUAUGUAAUAGGUUAUUGAAAAAAAAGAGAAAUAAAAUUUUAAAUGAGAAAAAAUUAAUACAGUUAAAAUAUAUAAACGAUAAUAAUAUAACGAAUCAUUCCAUGAAGCUAAACCGAGAAAAUGAUUGUAAUAAAGAAAAUAUUAAUAAUUUAUGUGGCAAUAAAUCUAAUACAUUUGAAAUACGUAAAUAUAAUGAAAAAUUCCCAAUUAGUAGAAAUUCUAGUAUAAAAAAUGAACAAAAAUCUAAUGAUCUCAUUAAAAAAGUAAAUAAAAAAGAGAAUGAAGCACUAUGUAUUUAUGAUAUAAAUCGAAGUAAGCAAAAUAAUUCUUUUAAUAAUAAAGCAUUACCAAAAAAAUAUAUAUUAUCUACUACUAAUAAUAAUAAUAAAAAAGAAAAAAGUUCUGAAAAUUUAAUUAUUCAUAAUAAGGAAUACAAUAAAAAUGAAAAAUAUGGAAAUAAUUUUAAAAUGAGAAAAAUAGAAGAUAAGAAAUUUAAUGAAAAUGAAAAUAAAAUUAUAGAUAAAGUUCCUUUAGAUAAAAAGAAAAAUAAUAAAAGUAUACUUUUAAAAAAGUUACAAAAUGAUAUUAGUAAUAUAAAGAAUGAUAUAUUAAAUGAAAAGAUUAGGGAAAAUAAAAACUUAAAAAUAUGCGAUGAAAAUUCAGAUUAUUCAGAUAGCAUAAAUUAUAAUGAGACGAAACAUAUAAUGAAUAUAUUGGAUAAUAAAGGUGAAAAUAUAAAUGAAGAAGGCUGCAAAUAUUAUUUAUUAAACUUAAAAGAAAAAUUAAAGAAUAAUUUAAAAAAAAAAAAACAUAAAAAGUAUAUUAAUAAAAUUUAUAAAACUAUGAAAUAUAUUUUUACUGAAUAUAAUAAAAUGAAAAAGGAAAAAGAGGAUGCUAAUAAAAGAAACGAAUAUUUAAAGUUUUUAUUAGAAAAUACAAUAGCGAAGACUAAUGAAAUGUUAAGAAUAAAUAAAAAUUCAUUUCAAUCUUAUAUAGACAAAAUGCAAAAGGAAAAUAUGAUUUUAAAAAAUGAAUUAGAUGAAGAAUCUUAUCAACACCAUUAUGAUUUGCAACAAUUAGUUAAUAAAAUAACAAAUAUGGAAAAAAUAAAAGAUUAUAUCAUGUAUCAGAAUGAAGAAUAUAAUAAAAAAAUUAUAGCAUUAGCAUUGGAAUGUGAUAAAUUAGAAAAAAAAAAAAAUGAAUUACAUAGUAUUGUUAAUGAGUAUAAAUUAAAUUUAGAAAAGGAAAAAAAAAAAAAAAAGUAUAUUUUAAGAAAAGUUGAAAAUUCUCUUAAAGGAUGGGAAACAGAUUAUAAUGAACUAAAGGAAAAAUAUAAUUGUAUAAAAGAUAAUAAUGAAGAACUUAUAAAAAGUAAUGAAGAAUUAAAACAUGAAACACUUAAAUUGAAAGAAGAAUUAUACCAUAAGGAUGUUGUAAUUAACAAAAAAAUUGAAAAGAUUAAUGACCUAAAUAUGAAUUACGUUUCAUUAAAAAAUGAUUAUAAAAAUAAUGUAAGUGAUAAUAUGUACACCAAUAAAACAUAUGACGACCUUUUGUCUAAAUAUGAAGCAAUGGAAGAAUUUUUUAAAAAAAAUACAGAAAAAUUAGAGAAAGAAUUAUUAGAAAAAGAAAAACAAAUUCAAAUAUUUGAAAAAGAAAAGAAAGUUAUCCAAGAUGAGUGUUUAGAUGUUUCAAAAAAUGUAACUACAUUAAAAAAUAAAUCAAAAAUUUUGAAUAAUUACAAAAAUAAUGAUGAUUCGUUGAAAUUAUUAAUGGAAAAUUCAAUUAACACUAUUUUUAAAAACCUAGAUAAUGUAGAAGAGCUUAAAGUAAAUGAAAAUUUGAAAAAUAAAAUUAUUGAUGUUGUCAAAAACUUUAUGACUAACGAAAGUUUACUUAAAAUGUAUAAUUGUCAUAACGAUAAUUUAAGUAGAAAUAGUAAAUCCGAUGAUAGUAAUAUAGAUAAUAACACAACUUACUAUAGUAAUAAUGAGAGUAGUAUUGAAUUAAGUAAUGAUAUGAAAAGCAUGCUAAAUGAAGAAAACUUAAAUAAUUUCAAUAAUCAUAAUAAAUUUUUUAAAAAUAAAAAACUUAAAAGAACAGUAAUAGAAGAAAUGAAACAAAUUUUAUUAUCAUUGGAGAAAAAGAAAAAAAAUUCUAAAUAUGACGAGAAAAUAGAUGAAUUAUUAUCAGAAAAGGAUAUGGAAGGCGUAAAAAAAUUAUUAAAAGACAAUAUCAUUAACAAUAAAAAUAUCGAUACAAAAAAAUCAUCUGAUGGAACACCUAGUGAAAGUAAUGAUAGCAUAGGAAAAAACAAUAAAAAAAAAAAAAUAAAAAAAAAUAUUGUUAAUCAUAAAGAAAAAAUGUUUAAUUACGAUAUUGAACAAACAGUAAAUCUUAAAAAUAAAAUUAAUGAAUUAACUGAACUAAAUAAAAAAAAAAAAAUAAAAAUAUUAGAUAAAAAAGUUGAUGAGAUAAAAGAAAAUUAUGAAAACGACUGUCAAGUAAUAGGAAUAUGUGAAGAUAAAAAAAAAAAAAAGGAUGAUGAUAAUAAAAAUGAAAUAAAUGCAGAAGUAAUAAACAUUAAGGAUACCUUUCAAAAUUCUAAAGAAAGAUAUUUAAAAACAAAAAUUAGAAAUUUAAAUAAGAGUAGUAUAAAAAAAAUUAUAAAAAAUAAUAUAAGGAAUGGUACAACAUUGGAAGAUACAGUUAAUAAUUCAUUGGAUAAUAAUACACAAAAUGAAAAAUAUAAUGAUUUAAAAAAUAACACAAAAAAAAUUGCACACAAAGAAAAUGAUAAUGAUAAAAAUAAAUCAAACAAAAAUACACAAUUAAAAGAAAUUAUAAAUAAUGAUUUUUCUUCAUUACAAAAUGAAAUUUUAACAAAUAAAGAUGAAUAUUUAGAAGGGAUAUCAAAGUUAAAUGAUACUGUUGAGAAAAAAAACAUCAAUAAUGAUAUAAAGAUCCUAUUAGAUGGUACAAAAGAAAUAAAUUCAAAUAAUUUAAGAAGUCAAAAUGUAAAUAAAAAUUCCAAAAAAAAAAAAAAGUCAUUUAAUGCUAUUUUAGAUAAGAUUUUUGAUACACCAAUAGAUCAUUCAUCUAUAAAUGAAAAUAUGUUAAAUAUUCAAGAUUCAAUUGAGAAUAAUAUUAAAAAUAUUUUCAACACUCAUGAUUAUUAA